Emiliania huxleyi CCMP1516 is the source of this 2544-nucleotide messenger RNA. RefSeq lists its product as hypothetical. Lineage: Eukaryota; Haptophyta; Isochrysidales; Noelaerhabdaceae. The transcript is spliced from 3 exons. The record is from RefSeq and is a predicted model, not a curated record. The coding region runs from base 1 to 2544 and encodes 847 amino acids.
AUGCCAGCGCCGUCGGUGGCUGCUGCGCCCACAGACGGGCCAGUGCUGGGCACGCGCAUCCUACAGUCGGAGGCUUGCGCCGACGCUCAGUUCGUGAUUGCCGCUCUGCUGCCCCCGCGCGACGCCGCAGCGCUGUCGGGCGUGAACAAGGACUACUACUUCAUCGCGCGCAGUCCGCUAAUUUGGGCGUCGCACGUGCAGCACAUUCGCAAGACGAACCCGGAGGUGCAGGCUCCGUUGGCGGUGUACGAUGACCCGUACGAGGAGUACAAGGGACUUCGUGCUGCGGGAGAGAGGCACUCGGCCGAGGAGCUGGUCUCGCACGUCAAGUCUUUCAAGGAGAAGGAGCUGCUGCUCUUACGAACCUUCGGCACCGUGACGGAGCCGGGGACGGAGAGUGCCACUUUCGAGCCAAACGGCCCGAUCUCGCUGCCUGUCCCGGCACAGCUCGCGCUGGAGCUGCUUUUCGCGCUGGACAACGUGCCGUCUUCAAAGGCGGCACCAGUCACGGGGGACGUGUACGCAAAGGUUGCGAGUAUUCUGAGCGUUAACAAAACAUCGCUCCGGAACUUGCGCGAUAAGACGGUCGGCAACACGCGCCGUCCCCUCGACCUCGCCCGACGGCUGGCUGCGCCGUUCGGCGCGCCGGCGGAGGAGGGGGGCAGCAAGCGAGGUCGGAGGGCCGGAAAGGCGCGCAAGGCGGCUGCGCCAGCGCUCGACGGCGCGACGGUGGGCCUGGCGCCUGAUCCGGAGCGGCGACCGCUACCUCCGGUCGCGCUCCCUCGGGGCGGCGCAGAGAGGUUGCAGCAGCGGAACGUCGCGCUUGUGGCUCGCAUGGACGCGGAGGCGGAGGCGCACGCGGCUACAGCCACGUCUCUGCGCGUCGAGCAGCGCGCGCGAGCGCAGCUCACGGCGGAGGUGCAGAGAUUGCGAGAGCGUCUGCAGGAUGCGGCACACGUGUCGGACCAGCAACGUCUGGCGGCGAACGCUCGCAUCGACACGCUGAACGGCACCAUCCAGAGGAUGCAGGCGCAGGCGGAGCGGCUGAGGCUGGCUGCCGCGUCCGCGCGCGCCGCGGAGCAAGCGGCUCGUGAGGGGCGCGGCGAGGCGCAGUUGCGUGCGUUCCUUGGCCAAGAGCAUCAACGGCGCUUGGCGGCCGAGCGGCGCGUGGAUGAGCUGGCUCAACUGCUGGCCGCCUCCGAGUGGCGCGGGAGCCUGGCCGAGCAGGCGUGCCUGGCCGCCGAGCAGCGAGCAGCGGGCGCGGAGGCCGGGCAAAGGUCGGCGGAGGCCGCGGCGGCCGAAGCGCGGGCGCGGGAGGCCGCAUCUUCGUCUUCGAGGUCGAAGGCUUUAAAGAGGCGGUACGCGGCCGAGGCGCUGGAGCAGAGCCAGACGGGGAAGAUCUCGCCGUCGAAGAGAGCCGUUGUGGCCGCGGUCGUGGGGCGUCCCGAGGUGGGCGACGCCAUCACCCUCAACGGACAGAGGUUCGUGCGCGUCCCCGCAGCGCGUGUCGGCAGUAGCGAUACGUCGGAACGGCAGGACCGGAGGCGUACACGCACUACGACGCAGGUGCUCGGGCACCUCGCGGGCGGUGAGGAGCACGUCGUCUCACUCAUGCAGACGCACGCGCGCGCCAACCCUCGCUUGUACGCGCAGCUGGGCGAAAAGCUCAACAAGAAGCUGUCGACCGAGGAGACCGUCACGCUCGUCGGCGAGAUGACUGGCGCGCUGGGCGAGUGCGUGCGCGGCUACCUGAAGGGCAUCGGCGUCCAGAUUGCGAACCGCUCAGAGGUCCGCGCUGCGCUGCGAGCCGGUGAGCACACGCACGAGACGGGGACGUUCACCGUCGCCGACGAGAAGUCGCCCUCGAAAACGAAGACUGCGGCGUGGAUUCGCGUCGUCGACCUGUUGGCGAGCGUGCAGCAAAUGGUGAGCGAGCACGCGGCGGCCGGCGACCUCGAGUGGCCGUCCUCGUGCAAAGACAGCGAGAUCCAGGUGGUCAUCACGGCGGACAAGGGCGGCGACUCCACAAAGUGGGUGCUCAAGCUGCUCAACACGCGGCACGCCGACUCGACGCGGUCGAGCCUGCUGCUGGCGCUGCUCACCAAGGUGAAGGACGUGUACGUGCACGUGCAGACGGUGUUCGAGCCGAUCUACCGGCAGGCCAACGUGAUCGAGGCGUUGGGCCUCACGGUGAUGGCGCCGUGGAAGCCGCGGUUUAACCGUGCAGAGAUCUGCUUGGCGAGGCAGCACCCCAACGGCCCCAACUAUCCUGUCCGCGCGCCCCCAAAGGUUGCUGCGUAUGACGCCGGGAAGGCGGUGCGCGUGAUGCUGUCGGUGCUCUCCUUCCAGUAUGGCGGCUCUGCAGUGUCCUUGUCGCUGCAGCCGCGGGCGCAGCAGUCGAGACGGGCGGCCUCGAAGAAGGCGGUGGUACCGGCUGCCAACUGGAAAGGCACGCGCAAGCAGCCGAGCGCGCCGGUGGCCGCGCCGGUGGCCGAGCAGGGUGAGUGCGCAGUUGGCAUCGCGAGUGGCGAGAGGCGAGACUGA